This is a messenger RNA of Drosophila teissieri, 1562 nucleotides long. RefSeq names its product odorant receptor 33c (gene Or33c). Gene Ontology annotation, cellular component: plasma membrane. The transcript has 2 exons. NCBI's taxonomy places the organism in Eukaryota, Metazoa, Arthropoda, Insecta, Diptera, Drosophilidae. Gene Ontology annotation, molecular function: odorant binding; olfactory receptor activity. The record is from RefSeq and is a predicted model, not a curated record. Gene Ontology annotation, biological process: sensory perception of smell; detection of chemical stimulus involved in sensory perception of smell. Bases 137 to 1291 code for a protein of 384 amino acids.
AUGGCAUAGCCUCUCAUGGCAUCUGCAUAGAAGCUUCAGCCUUUCGGAGAAAUAUUCAUCAUUUCUCGCAGUGUAUGCUCCCACGGCAUCUGCAUAAAAGCUUCAGCCUGGCUGGGAAAUAUGCAUUGGCUGCACAAUGGUCAUAAUCGAUAGUCUUAGUUUCUAUCGUCCGUUCUGGAUCUGCAUGCGAUUGCUGGUGCCGACUUUCUUUAAGGAUUCCCCGCGUCCUGUCCAGCUGUAUGUGGCGUUGCUGCACAUCCUGGUCACCUUGUGGUUUCCACUGCACCUGCUUGUGCAUUUGCUGCUGCUUCCAUCUCCGGCUGAGUUCAUGAAGAACCUGACCAUGUCCUUGACCUGCGUGGCCUGCAGUCUGAAGCACGUGGCCCACUUGUACCACCUGCCGCAAAUUGUGGAAAUCGAAUCGCUGAUCGGACAAUUGGACGCGUUCAUUGACAGCGAACUGGAGCAUCGCUACUACCAGGAUCACGUGUAUUGCCAUGCCAGGCGCUUCACACGCUGUCUCUAUGCCAGUUUUGGCAUGAUUUAUGCGGUUUUCCUGUUCGGCGUUGUCCUACAGGUUAUCACAGGAAAAUGGGAACUUAUCUACCCAGCCUAUUUCCCAUUUGACUUGGAGAGCAAUCGCUAUCUGGGCGCACUGGCCUUGGGCUAUCAGAUAUUUAGCGUCCUUGUGGAAGGCUUCCAGGGUCUGGGAAACGAUACCUACACCCCACUGACCCUGUGCCUUCUGGCCGGACAUGUCCGCUUGUGGUCCAUUCGCAUGGGUCAACUGGGACACUCCGAGGAGGAAACGGCGACGAAUCAUCAGCGGUUGCUGGAGUACAUUGAGCAGCAUAAGCUCCUGGUGCGAUUCCACCACCUGGUGCGUCGCACCAUCAGCGAGGUCCAACUGGUGCAGCUGGGUGGCUGUGGAGCCACGCUGUGCAUCAUCGUGUCCUACAUGCUCUUCUUCGUGAGCGACACCAUCUCGAUGGUCUACUACUUGGUGUUCUUCGGCGUCGUCUGCGUGCAGCUCUUUCCCAGCUGCUACUUCGCCAGCGAAGUGGCCGAGCAGGUGGAACGUCUGCCAUAUGCGAUCUUCUCCAGCCGAUGGUACGACCAGUCGCGGGAUCAUCGAUUCGACAUGCUCGUCUUCACACAACUUACACUGCGCAACAGGGUGUGGGUCAUCAAGGCUGGGGGUCUCAUCGAGCUGAAUCUGAACGCCUUCUUCGCCACCCUGAAGAUGGCCUAUUCCCUCUUCGCCGUCGUGGUGCGGGCCAAAGGUGUAUAGUCGUAGAGCGAGUGUUUAAUUAAAUGGAUUGGAUGGAUCACGACCCGGCCAGCGUAUUGUUAUUGAUUUUGGCCCCCUGAAAUGGAGCAAAAGUGGCGCAAUCAACGCGGGAAAAUGAAAUUUCAUUAAUUGGCCCCGUCGCGAUACGCAAAUAAACAGUUUGCCACACGGAGAGUGAGUGAGAUUCUGAUGUUUCGACCGAACGAACAACAAUGGCACAUUAAAGUGAAAUGAAUUGUUUACGCAUACACAAUUUUUAUUCUGAUUUCUG